UUUUUUUUUAUUUUUUUUUAAAGAAAAUAUAAUAUAUCAUGAGUCUUUGGGCAGAUAAAUAUAAACCAAAAACACUUGAUCAACUUUCAUAUCAUAAAGACUUGUCUACUCAUCUGAAAAAGUUGGCCCAUUCUGAUAACUUUCCUCAUUUAUUAUUUUAUGGGCCUUCAGGUGCUGGUAAAAAGACUCGACUUACUGCUGUUUUGAGAGAGAUAUAUGGCCCUGCUGUUGAUAAACUUAAAGUAGAUCAACGUCAAUUUGUCACUACUUCUAAUCGUAAAAUGCUAUUUACAGUAGUAUCAAGUAAUUUUCAUUUGGAAUUAAAUCCAAGUGAUUUAGGCAUGUAUGAUCGUGUCAUUGUUCAAGAUGUCAUUAAAAGCAUUGCACAAUCACAGCAAAUUGAUGCUAACGCCAAACACCAAUUUAAAAUUGUUAUUAUUGAUCAGGCAGAUGAGUUGACAAGAGAAGCACAAGCAGCACUUCGUAGAACAAUGGAAAAAUACACAUCUUCUAUGCGUUUGAUUCUUUGCUGUAAUAGUUUAAGUAAAAUUAUUGCUCCUGUUCGAUCUCGUUGUUUAUUGAUGCGAGUGGGUAGGCCUGAAACACCAGAAAUUGUUCGUAUUCUGCAAGAUGUUGCAAGCAAGGAAGGAUUUGUAUUACCAAAACAAUUAGCUACACAUAUUGCUGAACAUGCAGAAAGAAAUCUCCGUGCUGCUAUGUUAUCAUUAGAAAGUACAGCAGUUCGAUAUCCUGAUUUAACCAAUGUGACACGACCUGAGGAUUUGGAUUGGGAAAAAGCGAUUGCAAAAAUAGCAGAUGCCAUUAUAACAGAACAAUCAGCUACUAAACUACUUCAAAUUCGUGGAUAUUUAUAUGACCUUAUUACUAAAUGUAUUCAGCCUAGUAUUAUUUUGAAACGAUUAUCUUUUUAUUUAAUAGAAAAAGUACCAGAAUCAAUUAAACUUCAAAUUAUUGAACAAGCAGCUUUUCAUGAGCAUCGAUUACAUAUUGGCAGAAAAGAUAUCUUUCAUUUAGAAGCAUUUGUGGCUAAUGUUAUGAGUAUUUAUAAGAGGUAAAGAAAUACGUGUAUACAUAAAUAUAUAUCUAACAUACAAUUUGUUUUAGUCAUUUGAAUAACAUUUAAAAAAAAAAGAAAAUAAACUAAUAUACACAUUUAUAUAAAAUACACAUU
This is a messenger RNA of Cokeromyces recurvatus, 1192 nucleotides long. Its product is annotated as DNA clamp loader. NCBI's taxonomy places the organism in Eukaryota, Fungi, Mucoromycota, Mucoromycetes, Mucorales, Mucoraceae. The transcript is spliced from 7 exons. Gene Ontology annotation, cellular component: Elg1 RFC-like complex; Ctf18 RFC-like complex; Rad17 RFC-like complex. Gene Ontology annotation, molecular function: DNA clamp loader activity; ATP hydrolysis activity; DNA binding. The record is from RefSeq and is a predicted model, not a curated record. Gene Ontology annotation, biological process: DNA repair; DNA-templated DNA replication. The coding region runs from base 39 to 1076 and encodes 345 amino acids.